Molecule: messenger RNA, 405 nt
Organism: Fraxinus pennsylvanica
Lineage: Eukaryota; Viridiplantae; Streptophyta; Magnoliopsida; Lamiales; Oleaceae
Source: the annotation of a GenBank genome assembly
AUGAAUUCUCUUUUAAUCUUCAAUUCUCUCUCAAUCUUCAAUACAACUCUCAAUUUUAAACUUCCAACUUUUAAGAUUUUAAGAGACGAGGAAGGCAGGAAGCUUGGUCUAAAAAAUAGUGAUAAGAACUCUGGUUCAACGGACAACGAUGUCAAGAUGGCUGAGGUAGAGGCAUCAUCAAAUAGAAAUGGAGACCCUUCUAAAUCUGAACUUGUUGAAGAUGCUCCCGGGAAGGAAAAGGCACUAACAGGAAUAUAUGAUUUGGUUGCUGUGCUGACACACAAGGGUAGAAGAGCUGAUUCAGGGCAUUACAUUGCCUGGGUCAAGCAAGAAACUGGUGAUUGGCAUAUGGCUUACAUUUGCAUGUACAAAGCUCGCGAUGUUUCCAUGCGAUCUCCUCUUUAG